AUGCUCUUUGGAAAUAAUAAAGAGAAGAAUAACGAUAUCAACAUCAACAAUAAUAGUGGAAGUAGCAUAAGUGAAGGAGAAAAAAUAAAUCAUAAUACAACUGAAAAUGAUUUAAAAUCUAUAAUAUCAAAACAACAUGAAGAAGAAUAUGAUUUAUAUGUUGCUAAAUCAAAUCCAAGUGCAACUAAUGCUCAAGAUGGUCAUAGAUUAAGAAAAGCUUUAGAUCCAAGACACGUUAGUAUGAUUGCAAUUGGUGGUGCUUUAGGAACUGGUUUAUUAAUUGGAACAGGUAGUUCAUUAAGAACAGCAGGUCCAGCAGCAAUUCUAAUUACAUACUCUUUAAUAGGAGCUGUAGUAUUUGUUGUUAUGUCAGCAUUAGGAGAAAUUUCAACGUUUAUACCAUUAAAUGGUUUUGCAAAUUAUGGUAAAAGAUAUAGUGAUGAAGCUUUAGGUUUUGCAUGUGGUUAUAUUUAUUUAAUUAAAUAUUUAAUUUUACCUGCUAAUCAAAUGACUGCUGGUGCUUUAACUAUUCAAUAUUGGAUAAGUAGAGAUAAAGUAAAUCCUGGUGUUUGGAUUACUGUUUUUUUAGUUAUCAUUAUGGGUAUUAACUUUUUAGGUGUUAGAUUUUUUGGAGAAAUUGAAUUUUGGUUAAGUGCUUUAAAAGUUGUAACUUGUUUAGGACUUAUUUUGGUACUUUGGGUAAUUGCAUUAGGUGGAGGACCAACUCAUGAUAGAUUAGGUUUUAGAUAUUGGAAAAAUCCUGGUGCUUUUAUUCCAUAUGAAGAUUCAAGUAAAAACUUAAUUAUUGAAGGUGGAAAAGGGAAAUUUGUGAGUUUUGUUGCAGUAUUAGUUACAGCAGUAUUUGCUUAUUUAGGUACUGAAUUAGUUGCUAUAACUUUUAGUGAAACAAGAAAUCCAAGGAAAGCUAUUCCAAAAGCUAUAAAAUUAACUUUAUAUCGUAUUUUGGUAUUUUACAUUUUAUCAAUUUUAUUCGUUGGUAUGUGUGUUAGUGCAAAAGAUCCUUUAUUAUUAUCUGCAAAGGGAACAAAUGCUGGAGCAAGUCCUUUUGUGAUUGCAAUGAAAAAUGCAAAAAUUCAUGGUUUAGAUCAUGUUAUAAAUGCUGCUAUUUUAUUAUUUGUUUUUUCAGCUGCAAAUUCAGAUGUUUAUGUUUGUAGUAGAGCACUUUAUUCAUUAGCUGCUGAUGGUUAUGCUCCUAAAUUUUUCACAAAAACAAAUAGAUUAGGAGUUCCAUAUUAUGGGUUAGGAUUAUCAUUGUUAUUCAGUUUAUUAGCUUAUAUGAAUGUUAGUAGUGGAUCAGCAGAAGUUUUUGGAUAUUUUGUUAACGUGGUUAGUUUAACAGGUCUUAUUGCAUGGUCAUGUAUAUUAAUUUUCCAUAUAAGUUUUAUGAAAGCUUUAAAAGCUCAAGGAUUCAAUAGAAAAACCGAUCUUGUAUACAGAUCUCCAUUACAACCAUAUGCUUCAUAUAUUGCAUUAGGUAUAUGUAUCUUGGUCAUUUUCAUCAAAAAUUUUACAGUAUUUUUAGGUGAUGAAUUUACUUAUAAAAAUUUUAUAACUGGUUAUAUAAUUUUACCAGUAUUUUUUAUAUUAUUUUUUGGUUAUAAAUUUUGGUAUAAAACAAAAUGGUUAAAAUCAAAUGAAGUUGAUUUAGAUACUUUUAGAGAUGUUAUUGAUUCAGAAUUUGAACAAUAUCAAGCUGAAGAUGCUGAAAGAAAAGCUGUUAGAGAAGCUGAAGGUAAAAGAUUUGAUAGAGAAUGGUUUUAUGAUAAAACUUUAGGAUGGAUAUUUUAG
Messenger RNA from Lodderomyces pseudojiufengensis, 1809 nucleotides. RefSeq lists its product as uncharacterized. The record is from RefSeq and is a predicted model, not a curated record. Gene Ontology annotation, cellular component: membrane. Bases 1 to 1809 code for a protein of 602 amino acids. The transcript is spliced from 2 exons. Gene Ontology annotation, molecular function: amino acid transmembrane transporter activity. NCBI's taxonomy places the organism in Eukaryota, Fungi, Ascomycota, Pichiomycetes, Serinales, Debaryomycetaceae. Gene Ontology annotation, biological process: amino acid transmembrane transport.